Molecule: messenger RNA, 1671 nt
Organism: Zophobas morio
Lineage: Eukaryota; Metazoa; Arthropoda; Insecta; Coleoptera; Tenebrionidae
Exons: 2
Coding region: 1-1671 (556 amino acids)
Biological process (GO): larval heart development; cell adhesion involved in heart morphogenesis
Cellular component (GO): extracellular matrix
Source: RefSeq, a predicted model, not a curated record
AUGAAAGGCAACAUUGUGCUGGAUACCAACGGUUCUGAUCAGGAAAUCCCAAAAUUCUCUGUCUAUUAUCAGAACACCAGAGGCAUCAGAUCUAAGCUUAGUGACAUCUAUUGUGAAGUAUUAGGAGAGAACUUUUGUGCCCUGGCUUUCACUGAAACCUGGCUAUCACCAGACAUACACAGCAGCGAAAUAUUAGACACCAGGUAUAAUGUUUUUAGGAACGACCGUAAUGCUCAAAAUAGUUCUAAAAGUCGCGGUGGAGGUGUUCUCUUAGCAAUAAACAACAAAUAUAAAUGUUCGCAAGUGUCUAGUGAGGACUCAGUGACUGAACAGGUGUGGGUGAAAGUUUGUAUCCCCUCACGCUCUCUCAUCAUAGGUUGCAUAUACCUGCCUCCCAAAUCUGCUGUCGAAACUUACAAUGCACAUAUGCUGUCUGUUCAGAGUAUCUGCGAUUUAAAUCGAAACUGUGACAUAGUAGUCGUCGGCGAUUUUAAUCUGCCAAAUAUUGUAUGGACUCAUGAGCCAGAUUUCGAUGGGCUUCUUCCAACCAAUAUUACAAAUGAAUGCGAAAUUUGUGUUUGUGAUAAUUAUUUUAAUUUGUGUUUUAACCAGCUCAACAACAUUGAAAACGCUAAUGGCAAAAUUCUUGAUCUAUGUUUCUGUAACUGCAGUGGCAUCGAAUUGGUAAAAUGUGCCGCUAUUUCUAAACUUGAUGUUUACCACCCUUGCUUUGUUGUGUAUCUAGAUAGUUACCAGGAUAAUUUAUUGUACAAUAGUAUCGAUUCCUUUUACAAUUUCAAACGAGCAAACUAUGAAGAAAUAGGCAGGUUUUUAAGUAACAUUAGCUGGCUAGAAAUUUUUUCAUCCGCCUCUAAUGUUAAUGAGGCACUUGACAGUUUAUAUUCUUUUCUGUAUCAAGCAAUUGUUCUGUUCGUUCCUGUUAGUUAUAAAUUUAAAUCAACCUACCCCGCAUGGUUUAACUCCCGUUCAAUAUCAUUAGUUAAAAUGAAAAAAGCUGCCCACAAACAGUACAAAGCUAGUAAAAGUGGUGCGGACUAUUUAAAAUUUGACAAGUUGAGAAGCCAGUGUAAGGAGAGCAUAAAGGCAUCUUACACAUCGUAUUUAAAUAAUUUAGAGACGGACUUAAAAAGGCACCCAAAGAAAUUCUGGAAAUUUAUCAGAACUAAAACGCGAACAUCUUUACCUCCACAGAUGAAAUAUAGAGAGUCCAUUUUAACUAGUGAAACUGAUAUUAGCAAUGCCUUUAUGGACUACUUUUACUCGGUGUAUGACGACUCCAAAUUUGUAAAAUCUCACUUAAAGUCGGACAUUUCUGUAGAUCUUAGUAUUAUCACUAUACACGCUUGCGAAAUAGAUCUUGCCUUGCGAAAUCUAGAUGUCAGCAAAGGCUGCGGUCCUGACGGCGUACCACCUGUUUUACUCAAAAAUUGUAAGGACAGUCUAGUACUACCAUUGCAUGUUUUAUUCAAUAUGUCAUUAAGUUCAGGCAUUUUCCCGGCAGCAUGGACGCAUGCCUAUUUAGUCCCGAUUUUCAAAUCUGGAUCAAUAACAGAAAUUGUCAAUUACCGCCCUAUUUCGAUUCUCUCUUCUGUUAGCAAGUGGAAGAACAACACGGGUUUUUUCAACGUCGAUCUACAAUUACUAACUUAA